AUCCACUUUUCGCCACCGUAUUCUCUGUUUUUGCUUUCUUCUCUUCUGGUUUAGGGAAUUUAUCUUCACGCAUCUGAUUUAGUCGCUUUAUUUGCCUCUCUCUCUCUCUCUCUGCUUAGUCGCUGAGAAAAAAGUAGGACGCUGACGGUUCUCCUUCUCCUGGUGGUUCUGAUAUUGCAUAAUGGGUGGAAGUGCAAUGGAUGAGGAUUGGGAGUUUCCAUCCACAUAUGAUGGGGUAAAGACACUGGUUCUAGUUGGACGUACUGGCAACGGGAAAAGUGCAACUGGCAAUAGCAUUCUUGGAGGAAGGGUUUUCAAGUCGAAAGCCAGCUCUUCUGGUGUUACUGGUACUUGCGAAAUGCAAAGUACUGAAUUAAAGAAUGGUCAAGUUAUUAAUGUAAUUGACACUCCUGGUUUAUUUGAUUUUUCUGCGGAGUCUGAAUUUAUUGGCGGAGAAAUAAUCAAAUGUAUUGCUUUGGCCAAGGGUGGCAUCCAUGCAGUCCUGGUAGUUUUUUCAGUGAGGAGCCGAUUUUCACAAGAAGAAGAAGCUGCACUUCGUAGCUUAGAGACUUUGUUUGGGAGAAAAAUUUUUGACUACAUGAUUGUUAUCUUCACUGGGGGCGAUGACCUUGAAGAUAAUGAGGAGACUUUGGAUGAUUACUUAGGUCGUAAAUGCCCAGAGCCUUUAAAGGAAAUCCUUGUCCUGUGUAAAAAUCGUCUGGUGCUUUUUGAUAACAAGACUAAAGAUGAAGCUAAGAGAGAGGAACAGGUUCAACAACUGCUUUCUCUGGUUAAUGUGGUCAUAGCGCAGAAUGAUGGACAACCGUACACACAUGAUGAUGAGUUAUUUGUCGAAUUGAAGAAAGGGGCUAGGAAACUACAUGAUCAACAAGUGGAGGUUGGUUCUCUGAAGGGGUAUUCCGAGCAAAAAAUAUCUGAGUUGAAGGAGCAGAUGCAGAGAUCAUAUGAAGAACAGCUCAAGCGGAUCACGGACAUGCUGGAAUCAAAGCUCAAAGAAACAGCUAUUGACCUCAAGCAAAAACUGGGGGAGGAACAAGCUGCAAGAUUGAGAGCAGAUGAUGAAAUUCAGAAGCUCAGGAGGGAUCUUGAGAAAUCUCAGAAGGAGACGAAGGAGCUCCGUGAACAAUUCCAUGGCAAAUGUGUUAUUCUGUGACAUGUAUUGUUAAUGGGGUUACGGGUGAAGUCAUGUAAGAACCAUUUGCCUCCUUUUGACUCGUUAUUCCUUCCCUUAUUCCUGUCCCGUGUGAUUUUAUGCUACAUUUAAGUUUCAACCAUUCAAACAUGAUGUAUUUAUUUAACCAUAUAAUAUGCAUGCAUA
Carica papaya (papaya) is the source of this 1339-nucleotide messenger RNA. Its product is annotated as immune-associated nucleotide-binding protein 9-like. NCBI's taxonomy places the organism in Eukaryota, Viridiplantae, Streptophyta, Magnoliopsida, Brassicales, Caricaceae. Gene Ontology annotation, molecular function: GTP binding. The record is from RefSeq and is a predicted model, not a curated record.